Molecule: messenger RNA, 1716 nt
Organism: Annulohypoxylon maeteangense
Lineage: Eukaryota; Fungi; Ascomycota; Sordariomycetes; Xylariales; Hypoxylaceae
Product: putative isomerase YbhE
Exons: 2
Coding region: 459-1646 (395 amino acids)
Molecular function (GO): 6-phosphogluconolactonase activity; protein binding
Source: RefSeq, a predicted model, not a curated record
CGAAAUUUUUAAUAUGUCUAGGGUAUACAGGUAGAGUAUCCAGACGCCACAGACGCGGUGUUGAGCCAAUUAGCCUUAAAGGCCCCUGCCGAGCGUAAUUCCUCCUGUCCGGAGCGUCGCACAAUCGGGAAGAUCAUCCGGGACGUUGCCCUUUGCGCUCGCGGAGCUAAGAGGACAUUCGGUUUUUCGUAGCAGCAAUAUGUUCGCGACAACUUUCCCCGGACCCGCUAAUCACGACAUCGCCUUUUGAGGCUGUAAGAUUGGAAUGUUACUCCCUUCUGUUGCAGUUGACUCCCAGCACCCGGAUCCUUACGGUGGGAGACGAUCAUCUCAAAGGUGAAUAUGUUCGCAUCGCCUUUGAAAGAUCCAUUGUUUAAUUCGUAUCCUUUACCUUCGCUCAAUCUACUUUCGUUCAGCCCGUCCCCUUGGUACUCUCUGUAAGAUAGGUCUAGUCUGCCAUGGCGUCCUUCAAGACGUUGAUCUUAGGAACGCUCGGCCUUGUACCGGAGGUUCUCGGAGCCAAUCUUCUUGCAUCGCACUACACUGGCAAGAUCUUCUCGCUUUCCUACACAGACGGUGAUGUCAAUGCCACAUUGGUCAAUCAAUCAUCGAUAGGAGGAUGUGGUACUCUUCCUGCUUGGCUACAUGUGAACUCGAACUCGACACUCGUCUAUUGUGUUGACGAGGAUUGGAAUGGAAGUGGUAUGCUCUCAUCCUAUUCUAUAGGGUCGGAUGGAAGCUUGAAGCAGACUGGACGAGCUAUCACCGCCGGCGCUAGUGUCCAUGGCUCGCCCUUUGGUAGUGGAAAGGAGGAUGGCUACGGUUUCAUUGCUACGGUUCAAUACGACCCAUCAACCUUGUCAACCUAUAAGCUCCCUCUGAACAAUGCAUCAACUAUCGCUCAGAAGCUACAGUUCAACAUGUCCGAACCCGGCCCCAACGCCCGACAAAACGCACCUCACCCGCAUGCCGCCCAACUUGACCCAACGGGACGAUACCUAAUCGUACCAGACUUAGGCGCGGACUUCAUCCGCAUUUUCAGCAUCAACGCCGAAACAGGCAAUCUCACACAAUGCGAACCCGGCAAGGCCGACCCAGGCGACGGGCCGCGCCACGGUGCCUGGUGGGCCCCUCACUCCGGAUCCACCCUCGGCCAGAGACUCUACACGGUGAACGAACUAGGCAACUCAGUCUCAUCCUGGAUCGCAACCUACCCAGACGAAGGGUGCCUCACCCUAACGAAGACACAGACAAUUUCUACCUACGCUGAGGGCAGCAGUGCGCCCAACGGAUCCAAAGCCGCCGAGGUCCAAGUCUCUGGCAACUUCCUGUACGCGGCGAACCGCGCGGACGAGACCUUCGGCCCCCAGAACGAUUCUAUCGCUACCUACAGCAUCGACCCUACCUCCGGCGACAUCAAAUGGGUUGAGGCCACCCCCGCGCACGCCUGGUUCCCCCGCACCUUCUCCAUUAAUAAGGCGGGUACCCUCGUCGCUGUCGGUGGUCAGACUAGUAGUAAUGUGGCUAUCAUCGCGCGAGAUCCCGAGACGGGAAAGCUGGGUGAUCUUGUGACGAGCUUGCCGAUUGCGACGCCGGGUACGCCGCAGCAGGAGGAUGGGCUUAGUGCUGUUGUUUGGAUUGAGUAGGUUGACUGGGUGAGAGAGGGGUUGGUAGAUAAAAUGGUGUUGUGGAGAUGGUAGAUGGAGAUGGGAGGUG